AUGAUAUUUCAAAUUGGGAGCUUCGUUGUCUUCUGUGGACUGCUGGCACAGACCACAGCCCAGCUUGAAGGCCUGCCCUUGGGCCAGGGCCUACCCUUGCCCCUGGGCCAGGGCCUGCCUUUGCCCCUGGGCCAGGGCCUGCCCUUGAUUGGGACUCCAGCCCUGCCCUCCAAUCUUGCCGGAAGCUUCACGGGUGCUCUCAGUAAUGGCCUGCUCUCUGGGGGUCUGCUGGGAAUUCUGGAAAACCUCCCGCUCUUGGACAUCCUCAAGAAUGGAGGCAGCAAUUCUAGGGGCCUGCUUGGGGGCCUGCUUGGAAAAUUGACUUCAUCCAUCCCUCUCCUGAACAACAUCAUUGACAUCCAUAUCACUGAUCCCCAGCUGCUGGAACUUGGCCUUGUGCAGAGCCCUGAUGGUCAUCGCCUCUAUGUCACUAUCCCUCUGGGCUUGAAGCUCAAAGUGAAUAUGCCUCUGGUUGGAAGUCUGUUGGAACUGGCUGUGAAGCUGAACAUCACUGCAGAGCUCUUAGCCAUGAGAGAUAAUCAGGGGAGGGUCCACCUGGUCCUCGGCGAUUGCACCCACUCCCCUGGCAGCCUGAAAAUUUUCCUACUCAAUGGUGUUGUUCCCCUCCCCAUUCAGAGCCUCUUGGACAACCUCACAGGGAUCUUGCCUAAUCUGGUACAGGGAAAGGUAUGCCCUCUGGUCAAUAGGAUUCUCAGCCUCUUGGAUAUCACCCUGGUGCAUGAUGUUGCUAACAUACUGCUUCAUGGUCUAGAAUUUGUCAUCAAGGUGUAG
Molecule: messenger RNA, 792 nt
Organism: Castor canadensis (American beaver)
Lineage: Eukaryota; Metazoa; Chordata; Mammalia; Rodentia; Castoridae
Product: BPI fold-containing family A member 1
Biological process (GO): antibacterial humoral response; immune response in nasopharyngeal-associated lymphoid tissue; negative regulation of single-species biofilm formation in or on host organism
Molecular function (GO): lipid binding
Source: RefSeq, a predicted model, not a curated record